ACAGAGCGCGUGUUCAGAUAUGAACAUAGUUUAAUUUGUCAAGAAACGAAACCUAACACUCAGUAUAUAAAACUGUCCACUUCAAUGGUCAUCACAGAGAAAGACCACCAUGGACCGUGUCACUGCAAUCGCUGUUGGAGCAGGAGCAGUAGGAGCUGUGGUCGCAGCUCCUGUUGCUCUUGGGGUUGCAGGUUUCACCUCGGCUGGAAUAGCAGCAGGUUCCAUAGCUGCUAAAAUGAUGUCAGCUGCCGCAGUUGCUAACGGAGGAGGAGUGGCUGCAGGCAGUUUAGUGGCUACUUUGCAGGCAGCAGGUGCAGCUGGUCUGUCAGGAACUGCCACUGCAGCUGUGGCCGGCGCUGGAGCAACAGUGGGAUGGAUGGCCAGCUUCAUCCCCAGGAAAUCAAAGAAUGUCUGUGAGAAACUGCCACUGGAGUAUCAGCUGGAGCAUCAGCUAGAGCAAGAGCUGCAGCAUCAGCUAGAGCUGCAGCUGGAGCUGCAGUGGCAGAAGCACUGGGAUUGCUGGCUAGCUUCAUCAGAUGAAAAUCAGGAAAGAACACUGAGGAGGAGGGCUCUGAGACGCCCUAUAAUUUCUGAAGAAACCAAACUUAGGCUGUAUAAACCAGCGCAGUUCAGUACGGAGAAGGAUAGCAUGGACCCUAUUACGGCACUCCUCGUUGGAGCAGGAGCAGCAGGUGCGGUGGUCGCAGCUCCUCUUGUUCUGGCCGGUGUAGGUUUCACCUCGGCUGGAAUAGCAGCAGGCUCCUACGCUGCCGGCAUGAUGUCUGCUGCUGCAGCUGCUAACGGAGGAGCGGUGGCUGCAGGCGGUUUAGUGGCUACUUUGCAGGCAGCAGGUGCUGCUGGUCUGUCAGGAACUGCCACUGCAGCUGUGGCCGGCGUUGGAGCAGCAGUUGGAGCAGCAGGCUCCUACGCUGCCAGCAUGAUGUCUGCUGCUGCAGGUGCAAAUGCAGGAGCGGCGGCUGCAGGAGGUGCAGCUGGUCUGUCAGGAGCUGCCACUGCAGCUGUGGCCGGCGCUGGAGUAACAGUUGGAGCAGCAGUGGGAUGGAUGGCUAGCUUCAUCAGAAAAUCACAGAAUGUCAGUCAGGAACUAGCACAGGAGCAGCAGCAGCUAGAGUAUCAGCAAGAGCAGCAGUCACAGCAUCAGCUAGAGCAGCAACUGGAGCAGCAGUGGGAGCAGCAGUGGGAGCAGCAGUGGGAGGAGCAGUGGGAGGAGCAGCUGGAGCAGAAGCUAGAGCAGAAGCUGGAGCAGAAGCUGGAGCAGAAGCUGGAGCAGCAGUGAAAGGAGCAGUGGGGUCGCUGGCAAACUUUAUCAGAUGAAAAUCAUGAAGGAAAAAGAUUAAUUACAAUUUUUUUUAAAUUACAAAAUAUAUUAAUUGACUUACUAAAAAGCAUAAUUCAUACUUCACAACCUUGAGACCUCCAAAAUCGGCAGUGGGGGGUGGGGGUGCACUCUUCUGCGUCACGUGAAUGCUAGUUUUCAAAUUGGACACAGUAGAGAGAGAGAGCUGUAGUGCUUAUAGGAGUUGGUCAGUGCAAAAAAA
Molecule: messenger RNA, 1559 nt
Organism: Micropterus salmoides (largemouth bass)
Lineage: Eukaryota; Metazoa; Chordata; Actinopteri; Centrarchiformes; Centrarchidae
Product: interferon alpha-inducible protein 27-like protein 2B
Exons: 9
Coding region: 110-1297 (395 amino acids)
Biological process (GO): apoptotic signaling pathway
Cellular component (GO): membrane; mitochondrion
Source: RefSeq, a predicted model, not a curated record